Brassica oleracea var. oleracea is the source of this 1781-nucleotide messenger RNA. Its product is annotated as cytokinin dehydrogenase 1. Gene Ontology annotation, molecular function: FAD binding; cytokinin dehydrogenase activity. The transcript has 5 exons. Gene Ontology annotation, biological process: cytokinin metabolic process. Lineage: Eukaryota; Viridiplantae; Streptophyta; Magnoliopsida; Brassicales; Brassicaceae. The coding region runs from base 69 to 1712 and encodes 547 amino acids. The record is from RefSeq and is a predicted model, not a curated record.
UUCUACCUCUACUUCUACCUUAUCAUCCCACCUCUCAGUAUUUUCAGUUUCUUUCAAGAAAAGUAAAAAUGGGUUUAACCUCAUCCUUACGGUUCCAUAGAAGAAACAACAAGACUUUCCUCAGAAUCUUCAUGAUCUUGGUUCUAAGCUGUAUACCAGGUAGAACCAAUCUUUGUUCCAAUCCUUCUCUUAGCACCCCAAUAGAUUUACCUCCUUCAGAUACUCUUUCCUCAUUAGAUUCUCUCGACUUGGAAGGUUACAUCACCUUCCAUGACGUCCACAAUGCGUCCAAGGACUUUGGCAACAGAUACCACUUACCACCUCUGGCGAUUCUCCAUCCAAAGUCAGUUUCUGAUAUUUCAACAGUGAUGAGGCAUAUAGUACGCUCCACAUCAAAUCUUACAGUAGCAGCCAGAGGCCAUGGCCACUCUCUUCAAGGACAAGCUCUAGCUCAUCAAGGUGUUGUCAUCAACAUGGAGUCGCUUCGAAGUCAUGAUAUCAAGAUUUACAAAGGGAAACAACCUUAUGUAGAUGUCUCAGGUGGUGAGUUAUGGAUUAAUAUUCUACGUGAGACUUUAAAACACGGUCUUUCACCAAAGUCAUGGACAGACUAUCUUCAUUUAACUGUUGGAGGUACUCUAUCAAACGCUGGAAUCAGUGGUCAAGCGUUUAAGCAUGGACCUCAAAUCAACAACGUUUAUCAGUUAGAGAUUGUCACAGGGAAAGGAGAAGUAGUGACCUGUUCUGAGAAGCGAAACUCUGAACUUUUCCAGAGUGUUCUUGGUGGGCUUGGACAGUUUGGGAUAAUCACCCGGGCAAGGAUCUCUCUUGGACCAGCACCGCUUAUGGUUAAAUGGAUCAGGGCACUCUACUCAGACUUCUCUGCAUUUUCAAGGGACCAAGAACAUCUGAUUUCAAAGGAGAAUGCUUUCGACUACGUGGAAGGAUUUGUGAUCAUCAAUAGAACAGACAUCCUCAACAACUGGAGAUCAUCAUUCACUCCCAACGACUCCACAGAGGCAAACCAGUUCAAGUCAGAUGGUAAAACUCUGUAUUGCCUAGAAGUAGUGAAAUAUUUCAACUCAAAAGAAGCAAACUCCAUGAAUCAGGAAACUGAGAAGGUACUUUCAGAGUUGAGCUAUAUUCCAUCCACUUUGUUCUCAUCUGAAGUGCCAUAUAUCGAGUUUUUAGACCGCGUGCACAUUGCUGAGAUCAAACUGAGAGCUAAGGGUUUAUGGGAGGUUCCACAUCCCUGGCUGAAUCUCCUGAUUCCCAAAAGCAGCAUAUCUGACUUUGCUACAAAAGUUUUCAACAGCAUUGUGACUAGCAACCACAACGGACCUAUCCUUAUUUAUCCAGUCAAUCAAUCUAAAUGGAACAAACAUACGUCUUUGAUCACUCCAAACGAAGAUAUCUUCUACCUGGUGGCCUUUCUCCCCUCUGCAAUCCCAAAACCCUCAGGGGCAAAUGAUUUGGAGUACCUUUUGAGACAAAACCAAAGAGUUCUUAGCUUCUGUGCAGAAGCUAACUUGGAUGUGAAGCAGUAUUUGCCUCUCUAUGAAACUCAAAAAGAGUGGAGAUCACACUUUGGAAACAGAUGGGAAACGUUUGCAAAGAGGAAAUAUAAGUACGAUCCUCUGGCGAUUCUAGCGCCUGGUCAGAGAGUUUUCCAAAGGGUGUCGUCACAAGUAUCUUCCAUCCAACUUCUCUAAAGCCAAAAAAACGCAACACAGUAGUGUAAAGAGGCAAGUGUUCCUUGUAACGGCUUCAGCUAGGCAGCU